Dictyostelium discoideum AX4 is the source of this 804-nucleotide messenger RNA. RefSeq lists its product as hypothetical. The transcript has 2 exons. The record is from RefSeq and is a predicted model, not a curated record. The coding region runs from base 1 to 804 and encodes 267 amino acids. Lineage: Eukaryota; Evosea; Eumycetozoa; Dictyosteliales; Dictyosteliaceae.
AUGAAAAAUAUUGUAAUAUUAAUAAUAUUAAAAGUAAUAUUAAUUAUAGAGAUAUCAUAUAGUAUUAAUCAAAUACCAAAUAAUAACAAUAACGAUUAUAUGUAUAUGGUUAAACAAUGGGAAUAUUCAAAUUGUACUGGAGAACAAGUAGAUUUUAUAGCUUUUAGUGAAAAUCAAUUUUAUACAGAGUUAAUUGAUUCCUUUUUAAAUUGUGAUCCAACCAAAUCUCCAAUUUCCUGUAAUUUUACUUUAAAUUAUAACCAAAAUAUAAUCAAUAAAAAUAUCAUUGAAUUAAAAGAAGGAAUUUGUAAUAAUUUUAAAACCAUUGAAUAUAUAAAAAAUAGUGAUUUUGAUUACAAUGAAUCAAAAUUUUGUGUAAUGUCUGAAUUUAGCACAUGCCAAUAUAAACCAAUAUUCCAUUUGGGUACAUUAAGAGAUGUUUGUGUUUAUGGUUGGUUAUUAAAAUGUAGUUCACUCGGGUACGAAAUAAAACAUUGUAAGUUAUUGGAUUUUAAUGAUAAUUCAAACUAUACAUUACUUGAUGAUGAUGAUGGAGAAACUUUCCCAGCAUAUGUUUGUAAGAAUUCAUUUGAAAAUAUUACAAGUUUAUCAAGAGGUUACAUUGUUCAUGCAUCAACAAUUGAUGGAAUAAAUGAUCCACAAUAUGAAAAAAGAAUUUUAAAACUUGGCCCAAAAUCAAACCAUCAUUUUUCAAAUUCAUCAACAUCAAUAUUUUUAUUUUCUUUAAAAAAAAAUAUUAUUUUAAUAUAUUUUACAACUUUAAUAAUAAUAAUAUUUUUAUAA